This is a messenger RNA of Contarinia nasturtii (swede midge), 1426 nucleotides long. RefSeq lists its product as uncharacterized. Gene Ontology annotation, cellular component: cytosol. Gene Ontology annotation, biological process: ubiquitin-dependent protein catabolic process. The transcript is spliced from 3 exons. Bases 165 to 1310 code for a protein of 381 amino acids. NCBI's taxonomy places the organism in Eukaryota, Metazoa, Arthropoda, Insecta, Diptera, Cecidomyiidae. The record is from RefSeq and is a predicted model, not a curated record. Gene Ontology annotation, molecular function: polyubiquitin modification-dependent protein binding.
UACAUCAUUAAGGUGACAAUGCAAUAAUUUUGUUAUUUACUUCGCAUCACAAAAUAAUAAUAACAGUCUUUGUACGCAACAUUUUAUUAUUCGUGUGCUUGGCCACAGAAAGUAUUUUAACCCGAAAACAAAUUGAUCGAGAAAGUGAUUGAAAAUUAAAGAAAAUGGCAUCGUUGUAUUUGGGCGUUCGUUUGCCAGAAAAACCAUUCGAACGACUUAAGUUGACCAAUAUUGAUUUGAUAAAAAAAAAUGUCGGGGACCUGAAAAUUGAGACAGAAAAACUUCUCAAUUUUCCACACAACGAACUGGAAUUAAUUUACUGUGGAACCAUAUUGGAAAAUAAUGGUCAAUCGUUGCAAGAGUAUGGCGUACGGUCGGGUACAAUGAUUCAAGUGUUUCAGAAACAGUACGACAUGGAAUAUAAAAGCGAACAAGCGACCACUGAACAAAUGUAUAAGGCAUGUGCUUCUUAUACGGCGAUCUACAAGGCGAUGGCCAACUCAUCAACGAAAGCCAUUCGGCCAGAAGUGAUGAAACAAAUUCUAGAAGCCUAUCCAGAAUUUCAUACAAAUCUCGGCGCAUACGCCAUUCUGCGGGAUUCGAUUCUUCUGCAAUCAAUGACAGAUAUAAAAACUGUUAAAAAAAUUGGCAAAGAAUAUCCGAUUUUGAUUCAUUCGGCUGAUUUUGUGUCAAAAACGUUACGUGAACACUUGGCUGCCAAUAAACCGCUGGUACCAAAUAUUACACCAACCGAAGAUUCAAUGUCCGACUCAUCAAGUUCCGAGAGUGACUCGCCGACUGUAUCACCAAAUCAACGUACCGGAGACAUUCGGCAGAUUAGCCGCGAUCAAUUGGCACAAGCAUUGCUUUUGGCUGGAACAUCAUCGUCGAAUUCAUUAUCUAAUAUUGCACAACGCAAUCAAGCUCAAUCUCAAUCUUCACAACCAUCUACCUCAUCGGCCACUAAUGCGUCACAAUCAUCGGGAUUGAUUAGCAAUUCGAUAUUCUCGAAUGCAUUGUCACAGGCUUUAUUUGCGGCUGGUGCCGGUGGUGCUGGCAGCGCUGAAAGUGGUGGCAGUGAUACAGUUACUUCAACUCAAUCAACAUCUGCACAACCAAAUCCAUCGGACGCUCCCAAUUUAUCGAGCUCAAAUGAAAAUUAUGCCGAACGAUAUGCCAACGAAUUGCAAACGAUGCGCGAAAUGGGACUCUUUGAAGAUAUGAUGAACAUUCAAGCACUGAUCGUUUCGAAUGGAGAUGUUGAAGCUGCCAUCAAUCUCGUUUUAUCCGGAUUGGGCAAUUUUAAUUGAAUUUAUCUAUAAGAAACAAAUUGAAUUCAUCCAAUAAUUCAUGUGUAGUUAAGUGAACAUUCAAAUUUAUUCCACAAAAUCGAAAUAAAAGGAAUUAUUGUCAUAAAAAAUUAUAA